Linum tenue is the source of this 345-nucleotide messenger RNA. NCBI's taxonomy places the organism in Eukaryota, Viridiplantae, Streptophyta, Magnoliopsida, Malpighiales, Linaceae. The record is from the annotation of a GenBank genome assembly.
AUGGAUGAAAAGGGCUUGGAGAUCGACGAGUAUACACAGUCAGCUUUGACUCGAAUGUACAUAGACGCGAGAAUGGUUGAGAAGUCAUGGUUGUGGUUCAUGAGGUUCCACCGAACUGGAAAUAUGACCUCUGAAUGCUAUUAUGACAAUAUUGAUGCAUAUGGAGUUGGACGGAACGAAAGGUUCAACGAUGCUGUGGCGACGUUCAAGGAGAUGUUGGAUGACGACGUAGGAGUUAUGCCGGAUGAUUGCACAUUCAAAUCGUUAGGCCUUGUGUUGGUGAAAUGUGGUCUCUCGAAGCGGGCUGUUGCGAGGCUUGAAGCUGGGCUGAAGAAGGAUUACUAG